Molecule: messenger RNA, 975 nt
Organism: Pseudoliparis swirei
Lineage: Eukaryota; Metazoa; Chordata; Actinopteri; Perciformes; Liparidae
Product: homeobox protein NOBOX-like
Exons: 7
Coding region: 1-975 (324 amino acids)
Biological process (GO): regulation of transcription by RNA polymerase II
Molecular function (GO): DNA-binding transcription factor activity, RNA polymerase II-specific; RNA polymerase II cis-regulatory region sequence-specific DNA binding
Source: RefSeq, a predicted model, not a curated record
AUGGAGAUAACCCAGGUCUUCUCCACCCGGCGCUCCAUUCGCUUCAGCAGCCGAGGUCGAGGCCGCGCUCUGAGCUUCCCUCUGAUGCCAGGAUUAGAAGGCGUGGAUGGCUGCCUGCAUCCCCCUGCACCGAAGAAGAAAAGUCGAACGCUCUACAGUACUGAGCAGUUGGACCAUUUAGAGGUCUUGUUCCAGGAGGACCACUAUCCUGACGCAGAAAAGAGGAAAGUCAUCGCUGCCUCAGUUGGUGUCACACCUCAAAGAAUUAUGGUCUGGUUUCAGAACCGCCGGGCCAAGUGGAGGAAGGUGGAGCACUCCAACACAGCAAGGGUCGAACACAAACCGAGUAGAGGUGGAUGCAGCAGCCCCCCACAGUACCAGAUCAAUCCCACCCUGCCCACACUGGCACCCAACAAUCGGGCAGCUCCUUGUUUUUCCAAUCACUUUGCCGACAUGCUGCCCCAGCUCGCCCCUCCAGCACCUUCUUUCCCGAACCUGUUCAACCAGACCCCGCCCUCCUACAGCAACCUGCUGGCCAGCCUCAACAGCCCAGGUCCAUCCAGAGUGAGAGAUGUGGGCCAGCAUCAGCUUUCAUCUCAGGGUGGGUUGGCAGAGUACCACCCCCGGCCCAUGAACAGCCCUCCGCCCUUGCGUCGAGCCAGUCUCCCCUUUUUCACAGCGACUUACAACCCCGCCAACCCAAUUCCGCCUCCGCCUCUCCUUAACACCCUGGCUCACACCCCACCUCUGUUCCUGGAUGCCCUGGAGGGAGGCUCCGCCUUGGCACACCAUGACAACCAGUCUCUGCAGACUGACACCAGUUCUCUUUUCGACUUUGGGGAGAAGCUGGAUUACCUGACCUCAGGUCAGCAGAACAACCCUCUCUCCUACCAGCUGCAGACCUCCUACUCCUCCAGCCAGCACCAACCUCAACCAUCUCUGCCCCGCAUGAUUCCAACCCUCCCUCAUACCUGA